AUGAAGCGGUUUUGCAAGUCAGGAGAUGGAAGCUUUUUAGCCCAUGCAAGUGUGAAGAAAGUGAAAUCAAUUGAAAAAAAUAUGCAUCUUGGCUUGGAAUGAUCUGUAGCUUUCGUUUUUGAACAGUGGCUGUAUUCACAGCUCUCCGAGAGUACGGAAUCGACGCUUUCAGACUUGAAUUUGGAAAAGAAGAUACCACUUCCUGGACCCAUUGUGUUGCAAGUAAAUUCAGUAAUCGAUAUUCAAAAAUCAGCUUAUGUCCAACUUACGAAACUUCUCAAUUUAAGCGAUGAUUACGUAAACACGGAAGAAAGCCAAGAGUCUCAUGACCGAACUUCUGUUUAUCUUGUAGAAGUAACAGAUGGGAGGAAAUGUUUCUAUGUUUGUGAUUUUCGAAACGAUUCGGUUUUCCCAAACUGCAAGCCGGGAACGAAGUUCUUGUUACACGGUAAUAUAUUGUGUCGUCACAGAGUAAUUCUUUUGAUUGGGCUGACAGUUCAGCUUCUGGGAGGAGAUGCUGAAAGAGAUUUCCUUCAAAACUGUUUACCAAAUGUCAUCUUUCGCAGGCUUCAUCUUGAGCCCCACGGUCGUUUUGAAUCAUUUAAAAGUUUGAAGGAGAAAUUAAGUAGUUCGGAGGAGGAAAUCAGUAAUUUUGAGGAAUCCGACAAACAGGUUGAACAAAAGACAUGUUGCGAAGGGCGUCAGUGUCUUCGAAAAAUACUACUUGCACGUAAGGAGCGCUUGCGAACUGCCCAAAAUACCCCUUCUUGUGCGGAGGGAAAAGAAAAUAUUGUCAGUAACAGUAUCAUAGAAGCAGAUAAACCAGCGAACGGAGACUCACUUCCUCUGGGUAAGAUCCUCCAAAAUAUUAGAGAAGUCCAGUGCAAGGCGAGAGCAGCGGCUGUAUCCGUAACUCGUCUGCUAUGUACAGUUAUUGGGCACUACGAAAAUAAAUUGAACUUGCAGAUCAAGCGAAGAUUUCAAGAUGAUGCAUCAUUUGAGGGAGACAGAAUGAAUUCUAAUUUUGUUUCGAAAGAUUUGGUAUUAUCAGUUCGGGAAUUAGACGUCGAAAUAAACAAGUUAUUUGUAACGACAAACAGAAAUUUGAAGCUGCUUAGUCAGAUAAAUAAAGAUUCGGAAACAACCGACGAAGCAAGGCUGAAAGAGCUAUCCACUAGACUGGAGGCAUCAAGCUUUUCCAUACGGUUUUCGAAGGAACUAAUUCGUUUAAUCACGUUAACCAAGCUUUAUAAAGAUAUAGGCUUGUGA
This is a messenger RNA of Enterobius vermicularis (human pinworm), 1269 nucleotides long. NCBI's taxonomy places the organism in Eukaryota, Metazoa, Nematoda, Chromadorea, Rhabditida, Oxyuridae. The record is from the annotation of a GenBank genome assembly.